AUGGUCUUCCUCUUCGAUCUUCAGGUCUCUCUCUGGCCCAACACCUUCCUCGGACCGCUCCACUCUAUCUAUCUGGCACCGUACCUUCCCUCGCCCUUCGCGCAAAUCUCUCCGUUCCUCCGUCUCGCGUGUCUCUCCGCUCUCUCCUCGGCGUCUGGCCUCAAUGACGCUCUCUCCACAAGCCUUCCUAGGAUUGUGUCGAGUCCGCUCCAUCCGGGGUCUCCUCUUCUGCGUCUCUGGCCCGCGCCUGGCCCGCCCACUGCCUCUAACCCUCCGAACAGGACUGACCAUCCAUCCCCUCUCGAGUGUCCCUCGAGGUCCUUCUCCUCUCCUGGGUUGUCCUUUCCCUCUACGGGGCCUCUUUCCUCUCCCCAUCAUCGCCUCCUCCCUUCCCUCCCUUCUCGUCUGGCCCGCCUCCUUUCCGCGUUCGUCCUCCCCCAUCUCCUUCCCCCCCUCUCGUUGUUCAGCCCCCACGCCCUCUUCUCUUCUUUCGCCCUCUCUCUUUCUUCCAUCCCAUUUCCCCUCCCCUUCCCCCUCCCUCUCUCCUUUCUUCUCUCUCCUCUGCUCCUUACCGUCUCUCCUCGCUACCCUUCCUUCUCUCUUCCCCGAUUCCCUUCCCCCUCACGAGGUGGACCCCUCCCUUCUCAGAUCGUCGCUCUCUAUCACGCAGGCCAAACGGGCCUCUCUGAGUAUCAGAGCAACGCUUCAAUCCAGCUCGUCUCCUCUCCCAACACCCUCUCCCGCGCCCACUCUCUCCGACCAUCCGACGCCACCGCUUUCAUCCUGCAGGUGGCUCCACUUCCUGAAUCCUGGACCGUCAAAGCCUCCGUUUGGAUCCAGACAGAGCGUCCUCUGUCGUCUCUGUUCUGCCUCAGACGUGACUUCCCUCUGCUCCAUCUGAGAUCACUGCAGCCUCUGUGGACCGGGCCUGGAACUAAAACCAUCGGGGACAGAUCUCGGGCUGUGUUGGGGACUGUGGCUCAUGUUGUGGCUAAACUUUGUGCUGCUGCGACGCGUCAGUUCCUGGAGGAGAUCACCAAAUGGACCAAUCAGCACGGAGUAUCGCCGCUGUCCAAGGAGCUCGCCGUCAAGUUCCUCAUGGCCCGGAAGUUUGACGUCCUGCGAGCGAUAGAGCUUUUCCACAGCUACAGGGAAACUCGUCUGAAAGAAGGAAUCGUGCGACUGCAGCCUCACGAGGAGCCGCUCCGGUCCGAGCUGCUCAGCGGGAAGUUCACGGUCCUGAACGCCCGCGAUCCUUCGGGAGCCUCCAUCGCUCUGUACACGGCCAAACUGCACCAUCCCAAUAAAACCGGGAACCACGUGGUCCUGCAGGCGCUGUUCUACCUCCUGGACCGCGCCGUGGAGAGUUUUGAGACGCAGAGGAACGGCCUGGUCUUCAUCUACGACAUGGCGGGAUCCAACUACACAAACUUUGAGCUGGACCUCAGCAAGAAAAUACUCAACUUAUUAAAGGGGGCGUUCCCUGCGCGGCUGAAGAAGGUGCUGAUUGUGGGGGCUCCCGUUUGGUUCCGAGUUCCCUACAACCUCCUCAGUCUGCUGCUCAAGGAGAAACUCAGGGAGAGGGUGCAGAUGGUGCGUACGGUGGAGCUGAAGCAGCACCUGCCCAGAGACUGCCUGCCCCAACACCUCGGGGGCCUCCUGCCUCUGGACGCUCCCUCCUCCAACCAGCAGCUCCUGUCGGGGCAGAACGGCGCCGUGGACCCGGUGGACGAGCUGGUGUCCAUCCCAGUGCCGGAGGAGGAGGAGCAGAGCGUCCACGUCCCAGGACCGGACGCCAUGACGCCCCUGGAGCUGGCCGCACACCUGGGAAGACUACAACGAGUCGGGAUCCACCAGGACUACGAGGAGCUGCGGAGGGAGCAGCCGCCCGGGACCUUCCACCACUCACAAGCCGUGUACAACCAGGACAGAAACCGCUACGGAGACGUGCUGUGCCUCGACCAGACCAGAGUCAAGCUAAAACCGCGACGCAACCAGCGGUCGGACUACAUCAACGCCAGCUUCAUGGACGGCUACAAACACAAACACGCCUACAUCGGAACUCAAGGGCCUCUGGAACGGACCUACGCAGACUUCUGGAGGAUGGUCUGGGAGCAAAACGUGCUGGUGGUCGUCAUGACAACCAGGACGGAGGAGGGCAGCAGGAGGAAGUGUGGACAGUACUGGCCUCUAGAGGACGGGGGACAGGAAGUGUACGGACUCAUCGCUGUUGUCAACCAGAGAGUGGACCGCCAUCCUCACUACAACCACACCACACUGGGGCUACACAACACAGAGACGUGUGAGCAGCGGCAGGUCAGUCACUUCCAGUUCCUGAGCUGGCCGGACUACGGCGUUCCGUCCUCCGCCGUGUCGCUCAUAGACUUCCUGAGCGCCGUGAAGCAGCAGCAGCAGACCCUGAGGGGCCUGGGCCACUGGAGCGGGCCCCCCCUGGGACCCCCCAUGGUGGUGCACUGCAGCGCGGGCAUCGGACGAACAGGGACGUUUUGCGCCCUGGACAUCUGCCUGGCUCAGCUGCAGGACGUGGGCUCGCUCAAUGUGCAUCAGACGGUGAAGAGGAUGAGGACGCAGAGAGCCUUCAGCAUCCAGACACCGGAGCAGUACUACUUCUGCCACACCGCCAUCUUGGAGCACGCCCAGAGGCACGGGCUGCUCCCAGCCAAUCACUGA
Molecule: messenger RNA, 2691 nt
Organism: Knipowitschia caucasica
Lineage: Eukaryota; Metazoa; Chordata; Actinopteri; Gobiiformes; Gobiidae
Source: the annotation of a GenBank genome assembly